Mobula hypostoma (lesser devil ray) is the source of this 2193-nucleotide messenger RNA. RefSeq lists its product as uncharacterized. NCBI's taxonomy places the organism in Eukaryota, Metazoa, Chordata, Chondrichthyes, Myliobatiformes, Myliobatidae. Bases 163 to 2193 code for a protein of 676 amino acids. The record is from RefSeq and is a predicted model, not a curated record. The transcript has 7 exons.
GCUGGCAGCAUCUUCCUCGAUGUCUGUGCGCUCAUCUUGGUGUAUCCGCAGCAUGGAACUGUUAACCGGCAGCAGAUUUCCGUGAUCUCUUGUUUUUUUUAAAAAAAGUAUUUGUUUUAUUUCAUUAUCUGCUUGCCCCGAAUCUCCUGGCAGACAGCAGUUAUGGGCUGGGGGUGCCUUUCGCUGGCCAUCACUCUGUCAGUCUCCCUGUGCAUGUCCUUCCGUGAACUCGGCAGCGGAGGCGACACAGAACCAGGCUCGGGGGAAUCCUUCAUUGAUGAAAUAGACUUGCUGGAUAAACUCACAUCCCUGUCAUCUGAUCUCACCAACGUGUCCAUCUCAGCUGGUGAAGAUAAUUGUACAGUCUAUGAAAUCGGCCAAUAUUCCACACUCACUGCCCCGACUAGAGACGUGUUUGGAAUCAGUUUUGCAGAUGAGUUCACUCUACUGAUCAAACUCCGCUACACCAUGAGAGAAGACACCGUCCUCUUCACUGUGCUGAGCUCUGAAAGCCACGUCCUGCUGCAAGUCAGAAUCAACCCCUAUGCAUUUGUCUUUGUCACCACCAGGAGGCGUUACUACGAGUUUCCCAUUUCCUUCCUUUCAGAUGGCAGGUGGCACAAAGUUGCAGUUAGUGUUUCAUGGAACAAAAUUGAACUGUAUGCUGACUGCAAGUUUAUCGAAAGUGUCAGAUGGAAGAACUACUUUGGAAUGGAAGUAACCACAGAAGGCCUGGUUAUUGUAGGAGGGCUAAUUGAGGCCUUUGAGACUCCUUUUGAGGGACUAAUUCAACAGCUGUUGUUUGUUAUGGGAAAGCCAACUGCGGCCAAAGAGCAUUGCACAAGGUACCAUCCAACUUGUAAGGUGACAUCGAAAGAUGAGCCUGUCCUCAGCGGUCCCGACUUCCGUGAAGGAAACUAUUUUCUCUCCGUGCGGUCAGAGGGAUCUGGGGAUAUAACUCACGAAAUUGAUACAAGACCAGCCUUAACUCAGAUCAAAGGAAUAACAGGUCACAUUCAUGUGAAGAAUGUGGUUAGACACUCUGUGUCGGGGAAGCCACCUGAAUAUAAUCAAAAUGGGGGCACCGAACUGCUGAAUCACACCAACAGUGCGGUAACCAAUUCAAGACCAGGCAGGCCUGGGACAAACAUCAACAUCCCAUCACUCCCACACAAUUACAAGGAGAUUUCAAAUACCUUUCACCAAACUCCUGAUUUUAAACUCAAUGAAAUUCUUGAAGAGAGUGAUGACAGAUCCAAUGUAAAGACUCGUGGUGCAUUUGAUGAGGUUAUUGGCAAAGAGCUUUAUCUGUCAGUAUCUGAAAAUCAAGGAGGUGUUGCACUCCACAAGCAAAAGCAGGAUGGUGUGCUUGUGGUUUCAGAUAACCGCUCAGUGACAUCCACUUCGACAAUUGACACCCAAUUAAUAACUAAUUCAUCGAGUACUUACCCAGAUGGAGACGUCCCACUGCCGUGGAAGGAGAUUGAUGCACAACAGGAAGAAAGCAUGUUGAUAAUUGAUCUCGCAAACAAAAAUGCUGCAACUUCCAAGAAGCUGAGGUGGUACGAAGCAGAUAUUGAUCUAAACAGUGAUCAUUACCUGGUCCAGAAUACCAAAGAAAAAGUUAUAUCCAGCAAAGAGAUGUUAGAGAUGGAGAGCACAGAAGAGACCGCACUGUGGCAGCACAAGAAACUCCACAGGACCUCAGAGAAGAGUUCAUCCCAAGCAGGAAUCCAAACUCAUUGCAGAGUGCGGACAUGUGGAAGGGCAAGAGCUCCUGGACCAAGAGGACCAGGGGGGCUACCUGGCCCACCGAUGUCCCUUGGGGUCUGGGGCAUUCGGAACGUGCACAUGAAUGUCAGCGAUCACCAUGAGUCCAUGGUGUGCCACCUGAUCAACUCGUCCAACGAUCCUCUAAUCCACUCAUCCUUGCUCUCCACUCAUGACCCUGUCUUCACCUGGUCAUCCUGUUCAUUGCUGAGUUGGAGGCCCAUGUGCUGCACCAACUGCCUGCAACCUCAGUUGACUUCACCCCGUAAACCCAUGGAGACGGCGGUAGCCCUCGACCUUACCAGACUCCCACAGGAAUGUCACGGCUUGGCCACCGCGUUCAGUAGAAUGGAAGCCAGUACCCUGCCACCACGCAGACCACAUGACUGCAAUCGACCUCCUCCUGGACAACACCCCACCUGA